AUGAACCCACGUACUAGUGUUCAGGACGUGAUGCGAUGUGAUCUGUGCGAGAUUGCAAUUGUGCAGAUGCACUGUGAUACAUGUCUUGUUAACCUGUGUAAAGCGUGCGUGGGAGAACAUUUCGCAGCUGAUCUAUCCAAACCUCAUAAAAUUGUUGAUUUCAAGGACAGAAAAUCCACUCCUCUCUAUCCUGUCUGUACGACUCAUGAUAAACAGCAAUGUCAAAUGUAUUGCCGUCAAUGUAACAUUUCUGUUUGCACCAAGUGUGUUGCAUCUCAUCAACAUUUAGGUCAUAAAUUAUCAGAAAUAUUGGAAGUUCUAGAAGAAAGAAAAGACAAGAUAAUCAAAGUUCAAAUUGAAUUAAAUGAGGCAAUUUAUCCAACCUACCAGGGCAUUGCCUCUGAUGUAAAGAAUAGAAUGAGUCAGUUAGAAAAUGAAUAUGGAGUUCUCUCAACUGCCAUAACAAAACAUGGAAAGAACUGGCACAGAGAAAUUGACAAACUUGUUAAAAACCUUAAAGCUGAAGUUGAUGAGAUGAAAAACACACAAAUACAAACUCUUCAGAAACAUCUGGAUGAAAUAAACAAAAAACUUUUCAAUCUCAGAGAGGAAAUACAUUUAAUUGAUAUUAUCGUUGAAUCUCAAGACAUUUCCAAGCUAUUAAGUGCUACUUGUACUGUAGACGAGUAUAAACAUCUACCACACAAAUUUGUGCUUUCUUCACCUACAUUCAUUCCAGGGAAAAUUCAUGGAGAGCAAUUUUCAAAGCUGUUUGGAACCUUAACUUCAACUUCUCCUUCCCCAGACGAAAAUGGCUACAGCAUGAAGACAACACACAUAUCACCAGAAGCUGGAUCCUCUCCUCAAGUCAAACAGCUGCUUGAUGAACCAGAAACUGUCACUACCAUAGACACCUCUUGUUUUAAAUAUUACCUUGAAACUGUUGCCUGUCUGAGUGAUGAAGCCAUCUGGGCAAUUGGAGAUGACAGCACUAUGAAGCUCUUCAGCAUGAAACAAGGCUCACUAUUUGAGUCAAUCAGAACCAUGAAUUUCUUCAGCAUCAGUCAGGGAUCACUACUCAAGUCAAUCACCACCAGGUCAUGGAACAGACCAUGGGAUAUAGCAGUGAUAAAAAGUGGAGAUCUAGUUUACACUGAUUAUGAUGAUAAAACUGUUAACAUUGUAAAGAAUGAAAAGAUAGAGGAGAUUAUCAGACUUCAGAACUGGAAACCCAGUUGUAUCUGCAAUAGCUCCUCUGGUGACCUACUUGUAACCAUGGAGAAAGAUGACAGAAAACAAUCAAAAGUUGUCCGUUACUCUGGAUCCACCCAGAAACAAACAAUUCAGUUUGAUGAUGAAGGUAAACCCCUCUAUUCCUCUGGUGGUUAUGAGAUAAAACACAUCAGUGAGAACAAGAAUCUAGAUAUUUGUGUAUCUGACCUUUCGGCUAAAGCAAUAGUGGUGGUCAAUCAGUCAGGAAAGCUGAGAUUUAGGUACACUGGACAUACUCCUUUUGCAAUGAAGGAUCUGUUCAAACCACGAGGAAUCACCACAGACAGUCAGAGUCACAUCCUUACAGCUGAUUAUGGCAAAGGCUGUGUCCACAUUAUUGAUCAGGAUGGACACUUCAUACGUUAUAUACACUGUGAACUGAGUGAUCCCUGGGCACUAUGUACAGAUACAAGUGAUAAUUUAUUUGUAGCUCAAUAUUGGAAAAGACAAGUAAAGAAAAUCAAAUAUCAGCAGUAA
Molecule: messenger RNA, 1749 nt
Organism: Saccostrea echinata
Lineage: Eukaryota; Metazoa; Mollusca; Bivalvia; Ostreida; Ostreidae
Exons: 1
Coding region: 1-1749 (582 amino acids)
Biological process (GO): positive regulation of DNA-templated transcription
Cellular component (GO): chromatin; nucleoplasm
Molecular function (GO): ubiquitin-protein transferase activity; zinc ion binding; protein binding
Source: RefSeq, a predicted model, not a curated record